Dermacentor silvarum is the source of this 849-nucleotide messenger RNA. RefSeq lists its product as uncharacterized. The transcript has a single exon. NCBI's taxonomy places the organism in Eukaryota, Metazoa, Arthropoda, Arachnida, Ixodida, Ixodidae. The record is from RefSeq and is a predicted model, not a curated record. The coding region runs from base 1 to 849 and encodes 282 amino acids.
AUGGGAGUCCACAUGCAACAGCAUGGAGGCCAGCUCGGGCUGGGCAAAACGUGGCACUUCCUUAGAUGUCUCAUAGACCUCCAGGGCAGCAAAACGACAAAGAGACAGAACCUCAACAAGAUCACCCACACUUGCACGGGAACCGACGACGAAUUCAUUCGCGACAUACAGAACAGAUACAUAGGAAGCAUUACGCGAGAACGACAGAAUGCGUACACGGGCAGGGAAAACCCCGCAUUGUACGAGAUGACGGAGGCCGACGUGAGGGCCGAAAUGCUCAGGCUACGCACAAAGUCGGCACCGGACCCGGAUGGUAUCACGAACAAGAUUCUCCGAAACCUAAGUGACGAAUCUAUCGCGGCAAUAACAAAGUACAUCAACGAGUGCUGGCAGCAAGGCGCAAAACCGCCGCAGUGGAAAACUGCGCACGUGGUGAUGAUCCCCAAACCAGAGAAGAAAAUACUGAUUGAGAACCUCAGGCCCAUCUAUCUAACCUUGUGCGUGGGGAAGCUGAUGGAGCACGUCGUUCUCAUUAGAUUAAGCAACUACAUGGAGGACAGAGUUCUGUAUCCGCUCACGAUGAUCGGGUUGAGGCCGAAAAUGUUCACGCAGGACGUCCUGCUCCAAAUCAAACAUCAAAUCCUCGACGCGCGGGGCAGAGUAACGGGGCCGAAAGCCAUCUUAGGGCUGGACCUCACCAAGGCCUUCGUUAAUAUUACGCACAAAGUGGUUUUAGGGAACCUCCAGGACCUGGGGGUAGGUCGCCAGGCCUACACCUACGUCCGGGAUUUCUUCUCGAACCGCACAGCUCAAAUCACGAUAGGAGAAAUCAAGUCGGAUGACAUAUAA